Messenger RNA from Candoia aspera, 2186 nucleotides. It is a transcript of the gene DNAAF1, whose product is annotated as dynein axonemal assembly factor 1. Bases 30 to 1979 code for a protein of 649 amino acids. The transcript is spliced from 11 exons. Gene Ontology annotation, molecular function: protein binding. The record is from RefSeq and is a predicted model, not a curated record. Lineage: Eukaryota; Metazoa; Chordata; Lepidosauria; Squamata; Candoiidae.
CAUUGAACAUUCUUUAAAAAUAUGAAUAUAUGUUCAUUUCACUUUUCCACCAAGAAAUUCAUGAUGAUAUACCAAUUACAUUGUCCUAUAUAUUAUAUGUUUUACAAUCAUUUGCUGAUGCAUUGGAUUCUAGACUGAAUUUUAGUUUCCACUGUAAAUCUGAAUCGCUGGAAUCCGAAGAAUCCAAAUGUUUAAUUGUCAUGUUUAAUGUUCAAGCACCAUUGAAAAAAGACGACUUUGGGAGUGAUACCGAUCAACAGAAUAUGCAGAAGACAAAUGGUAAUCAUAAGUCAGUAACUAAUUCACCCUCUGGACAAUCAGAAUUAAACCAGUGCGGCAUGAGAAUGACCAAAAAACUGCUGAGGGAUCUCUGCAAACAACACAAGUUAUACGUGACUCCAAGUUUGAAUGACACCCUCUAUCUCCAUUACAAAGGAUUUGAUCGCUUGGAGAACUUGGAAGAGUACACAGGCUUAAAGUGCCUGUGGCUGGAAUGCAACGGCCUGACGAAGAUUGAGAACUUGAGCGCACAGACCGACCUGCGUUGCCUUUAUCUGCAGCUCAAUUUGAUUCAUAAAAUUGAGAACCUUGAACCUUUGCAAAAACUGGAUUCUCUCAACCUCAGCAACAAUUACGUAAAGACAAUUGAAAAUCUCUCUUGUUUGAAAGUUCUGCACACACUGCAAAUCGCUCACAAUAUGUUACAGACAGUCGAAGACAUACAGCACCUACAGGAAUGCCCCAGCAUUAGCGUACUUGAUCUCUCGCACAAUAAGCUAGAUGAUCCCCAGAUUUUAGAUGUCCUGGAAACCAUGCCUGAUUUGCGUGUGUUGAACCUAAUGGGAAAUGAAGUAAUUAAGAAAAUAGCUAACUAUAGGAGGACGCUUACUAUCCGAUUAAAACAACUGACGUAUUUGGAUGACAGACCAGUUUUUCCAAAAGAGAGGGCCUGUGCAGAAGCCUGGGCUGCAGGGGGGCGCAAAGCUGAAAAAAUAGAAAAGGAAAUGUGGGAAUCGAAAGAACGGAAGAAGAUACAAGACAGUAUCGAUGCUCUCGCUGCCAUCCGAGAAAGAGCCAUAGAGAAGAAAAAGCAGAAGGAAACGAAAGAAAGGGAUAGAGGCUCAGCGGAUGAACCAGGGGAAAUGCCAUCUUCAAGCAAAGAGACGGUGGCAGAAAAUGGAGUGGAGGCAUUGGCUGUUUUGGAAUCUCUGGAGACAAAGCAGAAGAUUGAGAAAUUUGUGAAAGAAAGUAUGGAUGCCCACGAAGAAGCCAUCGCUGCAGCCACAAUCUUGGGUGAUCCGUUGGGUAGAUCAGAGAAUAAUCCACAUCAACAGGAAGCACAAGAACCGGCAUUUAACGGGGCUUCAGGCUUUACACCUACUGAAAAAGAAACAGUCUGUAAGUUCUCUACAGAAGGGCCACUGUGUACCGAAUGCAUUGACUUGGCAGAUAUAGAACACAUUAAGUUGGAUGUGCCAGAAAAACUUUUCCUUGAUGAACUUCCUGAUUUGGAAGAUAUAGACACCAGUGAAGAUUCAUUGAGGGAGGACUUCUACAUCAAAAAGCAAAUAUCUCCUCCAAAAAUUGAAGUGAUUUCUGAAACAAGCAAUGACGGAAGCUGCUUUGAAGGAAACGUUACCACUUCUGACAAUUUAGUAACAUCAGAAGCCUUAGACACCAUAUUUUCAAAGGAUUCUAAGGCACCUGACGUUGGUGCAGAAGAAGCUAUUAGGUCAAUUGUCAAAGAUCUUCUGGCACCACAAGAGGACACCUUGGAAACCAAAGAAAAUCAAGCAAAGCCUCUAGGACCUUUAAUUGAAGACAUCACUCCAGAAUCUUCAGAGCCAUCACAACGUGAAGAUGAUGGACUAAUUCCAAAGGGUACAGAAAAUCGAGAAUGUCAGGAUGGAUCACCUUGCCUAGAUGCAGAGCAGCAAGUAUCAGAAGCAAGCGAAGAUGCUGAGCACGUGUUGGACUGAGGAGUGCAUAAGACAUAGAGCAGGAUACAUCCUGACAGUAUCACCUGCCUGCUCCGUCUCCCCAGGGCUCUCCUUUCUGGCAACAUUCACGUGAGCCAAACCUAGUUGUGUGAUGGCGUGGAGGGGGAUUGAGGGCAUCCUGACCUGCCACGUGGCAUGUAGCUAGGAAGCCUCUGUGGCGGUUCAGCAACAUUUAAAGCAGUGUUU